Molecule: messenger RNA, 2142 nt
Organism: Anopheles coluzzii
Lineage: Eukaryota; Metazoa; Arthropoda; Insecta; Diptera; Culicidae
Gene: Art1
Product: protein arginine N-methyltransferase 1
Exons: 2
Coding region: 414-1526 (370 amino acids)
Biological process (GO): peptidyl-arginine methylation
Cellular component (GO): nucleus
Molecular function (GO): protein-arginine N-methyltransferase activity
Source: RefSeq, a predicted model, not a curated record
CAAAGCAUGCAUGAAGCUUGUUCUCCGAAUCGGUGUUCCUCGUGAGAUGCUUUCCGCUGCCCAAACAAAAAGAGCUAGCAAUUAGUACUGUAAGCAUUUCGUGAACACGGCAAGCGUGCAAAGGCGUGCCACGAAUUUGUAUCAAAUUCGCGUGGAAAGUGUUUUACAGCAAGCUGCGGACAGCGUUUUGCAAAGAUAGUUGUAAAUAGCAGCCAAGGGGAACAAUCGAUUCCGGUGCUCAUCGCCGAGACAGUGCCACCAUUUUCCGUGUGUGCAUGUGUGAAUAAAAAGUCUUUGUGCGAGAUAGAGCCUUGGUCGAGCCCUGCCCAGGGUAAAGUGUGUCCAGUUGGAGUGCAAAACUCACGCUUGCAUAAUUAAAUUGUAUUUCACACACCGUUUUCAAGUUGCAAAGUAUGGCUAGUACGAGUACCGACGUGCCGAUGGAGUCCGUGGAGUCGACCGGACCGGCAACAACGGGCGCAGCAAGCCCGAACACAGUGAACGGCAACGGGAACGACCUGGCCACCAACGCAGAGGACAUGACGUCGCGUGACUACUACUUCGACUCGUACGCACACUUUGGCAUCCACGAAGAGAUGCUGAAGGACGAGGUGCGCACGCUGUCGUACCGGAACUCGAUGUACCACAACAAGCAUCUGUUCAAGGGGAAGGUCGUGCUGGACAUCGGGUGCGGUACCGGCAUCCUGUCGAUGUUUGCGGCGAAGGCGGGCGCCGCGAAGGUGAUCGCGAUCGAGUGCUCGAACAUCAUCGACUACGCACAGAAGAUCAUCGAGGCGAACAACCUGCAGGAGACGAUCACGCUGGUGAAGGGCAAGGUGGAGGAGGUGACACUGCCGGCCGGGUACGAGCAGGUCGAUAUCAUCAUUUCCGAGUGGAUGGGCUACUGUCUGUUCUACGAGUCGAUGCUGGACACGGUCAUAUACGCGCGCGACAAGUGGCUGAAGAAGGACACGGGCAUGAUGUUCCCGGACCGGUGUACGCUGUUCGUGACCGCGAUCGAGGACCGGCAGUACAAGGACGAGAAGAUCAACUGGUGGGACGAUGUGUACGGGUUCAACAUGAGCUCGAUCCGCAAGGUGGCGAUCAGCGAACCGCUGGUGGACGUGGUGGACCCCAAGCAGGUCGUUACGAGCUCGUACAUGGUGAAGGAGAUCGACCUGUACACGGUGAAGAAGGAGGACCUGGAGUUCGAGUCUCCCUUCUAUCUGACGGUGCGGCGCAACGACUUCGUCCAGGCGCUGGUGACGUACUUCAACGUGGAGUUCACCAAGUGCCACAAGCGGCUCGCCUUCAGCACCGCCCCGGAUGCCCCGUACACGCACUGGAAGCAGACGGUGUUUUACUUCGACGACUAUCUGACGGUGAAGAAGGGCGAGGAGAUUCAGGGCACGUUCAAGAUGAAGCCGAACGUGCGCAACAACAGGGAUCUGGACUUUACCAUCGAUCUGCACUUUAAGGGCGAGCUGUCCCAGGUGGACGAAAAGAAUCAUUAUCGGAUGCGCUAGAGCGGUUGGUGCGAUAUCCGUCAGCAGAAGUAAAAACAAAAAAGCCCACCACCAUAUAACCCGCAGAACUUCCCCUCACCCCAAUCUUCACAGUAUCCACUCUGCCGCCCGGCAAGGCGCGAACGGAGACGAGCAAAAGGGUUCGGAACGGAGGACGACUCGUAUAAUAUCAAACCAUUUUUCGCGAUUUCGCCUGCGCUAUCCAACAAACCUGUGGUGCCCCCAUUCCACUGGCCAAGUGUUUUACCGUGUGUGAUACGAUAGUUUUAAUACUCGUUAGCAUACACCACAGUAUCAGUCCGCGUGGCCCCGCGUCCCCACACGCCACUGCGUGCCGGAAGCGCUGGACUUUCGCGAGGAACGUGUUUUAUGUUGUCUGAACUCCAUACAGAAGACAACGGCGGCGGCGGCUCCAUCACCCUACACACCUAUGCGCGUUCGCAAGCAGCUGCUGCACUUACUGCAGCGGCGCGUAGUAAAAUUAAGUGAAACAACCACAACACAAUAUUGACCAUUGUAUCCGAAUGUGAAGUAACGCAGAAUCUAGGCAUGGAAAAGGAGAAGGAGGGUGCAGACACACAGUUAAAAUAUACCGAACGAAUUGAUGAUAACUGGA